CAUUCAAUUGCUUUCCCACUCGUGCGCAAAAUGAGCAACGGCCUUUCAGCAUUCAUCCAGCUUAGCGGUCCCGCCGUUGCGUCUUUUGCCUCCAAAUGACCCCUGGAUUACGCGGGGAAAUGCCAGCUCAGAGGCUUGUCAGUUCAGUUAGAUGCGGGGAGACAUAACGGUAUCCCUGGCACCCUAGAUGGUGCUGGGUGCCGAGAUCCGCUGUCAAUGACACCUUCGCCAUGGAAAGAAAAAGAAAAAAGAAAGAGACUCCCUGAUGGGAUUUUCUAGCCUGGCAGUUCGCAAGCUCUCGCAUCAGUCUCUACCAGUAUCCAUUCCACACAGAAGGAAAGAAACCGACGAUGAAGCUGUCCGUUGUUUCCCUCCUCCUGGGAGCUGGAUCGACACUCGCGGCACCUACCGAGCGCUCAGAUGUCGAUGACCGACAAGUACUCUGGCUUGCUGGCGACAGCACGAUGGCACCGGGUGGUGGACAUAACGGCACCCAGGGAUGGGGAGAAUACCUGCACUACUCUCUUGAUUCAUCAAAGAUCCGAGUCAACAACUCUGCGUACGCUGGAAGAAGCGCGCGCACGUUUACAAGAGAGGGCCGAUUUCAGCGCAUCAUUGACGAAGUCAAGGCUGGUGAUUGGGUUGUGAUUGAGUUUGGUCACAAUGACGGACCCGGAAACCCAAUCAACGAUACAGUCAAGAACCGAGUUGACUGCCCCGGUAUCGGUGACAACGUCUGUCCUGUGCCUUUUAACAAUCAAACGGAAGUUGUACGGACUUACACUACCUACCUCCGCAACGCCUCCUCAACCUUCCUCUCUCUCGGCGCCCGCGUAGUAAUCUCGACCUCGACCCCCAUCAACCCCUACUCGACCGGCAUCUUCCUGUGGACGCCGACCAUCUACUCGUGGUACUCGUGGUACGUCGUUGAGUCCCUCGGCGGACCCGCGGCCGGGAUCUACUACGUCCCGCACGGCAACUACAGCGCCCAGGCCCUUCAGGUGCAGGGCCAGCAGGCCGCUGUCGAGGGCUACCCGAUGGACGCCGUGCACAUGUCACCAAAGCUGGCGGACUCGUUUGCUGGGGCUUUUGUUUUGGGGCUUAAGUGCGGGACGUCGACGCUGCAGGAGUAUGUUGUUAAUGCUACGUCGAGACUGGAGGGCGAUAGGUUGGGGACUUGCCUUCAGGUUAAUGCCACUUUGCCCAUCUAAUUUCUCCAGAAGGCCUCAUCGAUGGGAUAAGCGUAUUAUCAUUUAAUUUGCAAACUUCAAUCAUUAGAGUCAAUAGACUACGUCAAGUGCUGUCACGAGUCAGUUAGCGAAAACCGAAGGGCCCGACUGGAUAGGAAGGUCACAAUCUCUGAAGAUUUAGGCAGGCUGGACCAGUAAAAUUCCAUGUGCAGCGAAUCACUUUUCAAAAGCUUCACUGUGUAAGUGUUGUCAAGAAUGACCUUCAAAGUUGGCGACUGAUUGUGGCUCGACAUUUGUUUGAAAUUGUGAGAAAAGACUUGGAUUAACUGCACCAAAGACUAGACCUAAACUUGGAAUAUAGCAGACACAGUCGCCAAAAUAAUUGAGGAAAAAGUGCUCACUAACCGUAUAUAAGCC
Messenger RNA from Colletotrichum phormii, 1607 nucleotides. Its product is annotated as GDSL-like Lipase/Acylhydrolase. The transcript is spliced from 3 exons. Gene Ontology annotation, molecular function: hydrolase activity, acting on ester bonds. The record is from RefSeq and is a predicted model, not a curated record. Lineage: Eukaryota; Fungi; Ascomycota; Sordariomycetes; Glomerellales; Glomerellaceae. Bases 351 to 1211 code for a protein of 286 amino acids.